AUGGAUGAUGACUCUCCUUGUGACACUGAUAUGGAUGAUGACUCUCCUCGUGAUACAAAUAUGGAUGAUGACUCUCCUUGUGACACUGAUAUGGAUGAUGACUCUCCUCGUGAUACAAAUAUGGAUGAUGACUCUCCUUGUGACACUGAUAUGGAUGAUGACUCUCCUCGUGAUACAAAUAUGGAUGAUGACUCUCCUUGUGACACUGAUAUGGAUGAUGACUCUCCUCGUGAUACAAAUAUGGAUGAUGACUCUCCUUGUGACACUGAUAUGGAUGAUGACUCUCCUCGUGAUACAAAUAUGGAUGAUGAGACUCCUUGUGACACAGAUCUGGAUGAUGACUCUCCUUGUGACACAGAUGUGGAUGAUGACUCUUUGUGA
Molecule: messenger RNA, 381 nt
Organism: Homarus americanus (American lobster)
Lineage: Eukaryota; Metazoa; Arthropoda; Malacostraca; Decapoda; Nephropidae
Product: clumping factor A-like
Exons: 1
Coding region: 1-381 (126 amino acids)
Source: RefSeq, a predicted model, not a curated record